Messenger RNA from Penicillium salamii, 3093 nucleotides. The record is from the annotation of a GenBank genome assembly. NCBI's taxonomy places the organism in Eukaryota, Fungi, Ascomycota, Eurotiomycetes, Eurotiales, Aspergillaceae.
AUGGACGGACAGCCCAAAGCCGCACGGGUCAGUGGGAUCCCACGGCCCGCAAGUGGCAUUCCACGGCCAGCUUCACGCUUGCCCUUACCCACCAGCACGGCCUCCAAAUCGAUCAAGCCAUCGCCCUCCCGAGACAGAUUGCGGGCCGACCCGGGCUUAGAUGAGCGGAGGUUGCGACGGCCAUCAUACGACACCUUAGUGAAGAAGCCCUCCUCGCGCUUUCUGGCACCGCCAAAGCAGGAGGAGCCGGUCUCGGUACCUACACAGGUGGAAACUCCAGGCGACGAAGGUGAUACCCAGAUUUCGGAGGAACUGAGCUCGGUUGCCGGAGACGAUGAUACAGCAUCGGUCGCGUCAGCACAGGAAGCCCGGGGUCGCCGUGAUGUACGCCCGUCGCUGUCAGAGCGGACCCUUGAGACCUUGGCACAAAUCCCACCAUCGCCUGCUUCGGUGAGAAGACAAUCCAGCUUUUUCAACGGCUCCAGUCCAAUCCGAUCACCAUCGCGUGCCCCGUCCAAUGUAUCGAGUGUGUCGAGAUCACCUUCCCGAGCAUCGUCCAGUGCAACGAACAAUGAGAUGUACACCCAGCCCGUCUCCAAGUUACGUCUCCCCUCUGCGACGUCUCGCAUUCCCGCUACAUCAUCGCUUUCUCCAGUUCGUACCUCCGAGGACAGCGUGAGCCCAUCACGAUUAAAGCAACCGAAACCUCGACAAAGCCUGGCCAUGACAGAUGGCUCUCACUCAGAAACCAGCUCUCCCCCGAAGAAGACUCUACCAGAGAGACCCAUUGGCACCAAGGAUACAGGCAGGCUUUCACUCGCACGCCCAUCGUCGAGCGGGACUGCUGCGAAGCCCUUGACCAAGUCGAUCAAGACAAACAUGGGUCCACCAGAGAGACCGCUCCAGAUCAAGAAAACACGCAAAGCAGGAACAGAGCAGACCACAAAUGAACGCUCUCCUUCCACAUCAAAACAUGCCUCUGCCUCUAGCAUGCAAGACGAACUCACCCCUGAGCAACAAGCAGAAAGCGAUGCCAGGAAAGCAUCCAAAUCCUCGAGCAGCUUGCGUGAGACCAUAGCAAGGGCGAAGGCUGCACGCAAGGCAGUCGCGGCAGGAGAGAAGAAGGAUGAUCCCCAGACGCCAGCGUCUGAGGCACCUAUUGCCAAUUCGUGGGGAGCUGUUGAAGAUGAAGAUCCGUUCAACCAGCUGCCCAAAGAGCCCAACUCCUUGGUGAUGCGGAAGCGCGUCCAGACAGCCCGCGCCACGGGACAGCUGAAUAUUGCUGCAUUCUCUUUGACGGAGAUACCGAAGGAGGUGCUGACAAUGUACGACUAUGAUGCAGACAACGCAAACUGGUUCGAAAAUGUAGACCUUGUCAAAUUCAUUGCUGCGGACAAUGAGUUAGAGCAUAUCUCAGAUGAAGUCUUCCCGGACAUCAAUCCCGAUGAUUUCGACGCAGACAGCGAUGAUCGUGGCUUGCAGUUUGGAGGUCUUGAGACUUUGGACCUCCAUGGCAACAUCCUGAAGUCAUUACCAAUGGGCUUGAGACGGAUGCAGAAUUUGCGCACUCUCAAUUUAUCAAAUAAUUCCUUGGAUAUGGAGCAUAUUGAGAUUAUAUCAGAGAUGACUUCUCUGACUGAUCUGAAACUUGCCAACAAUCAACUUGAAGGUGUUUUGGCGCCUUUCAUAGGCCGACUUGACAAGUUGGAGUCCUUGGACUUGCGCGGCAACAAACUUACUGGACUUCCAGAGGAACUUGCUGGAAUGAAAUCUCUGAGGACGCUAGAUGUCAGCGAAAACAAAUUGACAUUCAUGCCCUUCGACGUAUUCAGCAAAUUACCUCUGAAAACGCUGAAUGCGCAGAAGAACAAGCUAGAAGGCACUUUGAUCCCCGCCUCUGUGGGUCGUUGGGAGACAUUGCAGCUGUUGAAUAUUGCGAAUAAUGCCGUGGUGGUGUUUUCGUCUAAUGACACUCUUGACCUUCCCAAUUUACAUACUCUACUCAUUGGAGUCAACCGCAUCACGCAUCUCCCAUGUGUGGCUUCGUGGCAGUCACUCUUGACUCUGUCAGCAGAAGAAAACAAAAUAUCAGAACUCCCAACUGGAUUUGUGGAGCUCAAAAGCAUCAAGAAGGCCGAUUUCACAGGAAAUGACCUCACUCGUUUGGAUGACAAGAUGGGACUGAUGGAGAGCCUUACCUCCUUAAAGGUGGCCAACAACCCACUCCGUGAACGUCGGCUCUUGAAUAUGGACACAGAAGAUAUCAAACGAGACCUGCGAAGCCGAUGUGAGCCAGACCCGCAGGAUACAGACGAUGAAGGCUCGGUGGCCACUCAGUUCACACUGGCACCUGAAAACCCAGCGCUUGACGGGAGCUGGCAGAUCAAAUCUGGCGGCACGCUAGACAAGUCAUUCGCCGAUAUGACCGAUCUCACAGUUGAGCAGUUGGAGAUGAUUGGUUCGCAGGACAUCAGGUCUCUCUACCUGCAGCAGAAUCAAUUGAGCCGUUUCCCAGCCCCGGCACUCGCAUUUUUGGCGCAUAAUCUAGUGGAGCUUGAUCUCUCUCACAAUCCCAUGAACGGGUCUGAGUUCUUGUCUGCCCCUCUUGAGCUCCCAAAACUUCAGUCGCUGACUCUCAAUGCAACCUGCAUGGUCUCCUGGGAGCCUCUUCUGACUAACCUGGUAGCCCCGUCUUUGACCUUUUUGGAUGUCUCGCACAAUCGAUUGAAUGGACCUUUCCCUAAUUUGCGAUCCACCUAUCCAGAGCUCAAGACAGUUGUUGCCUCCGACAACAAGGUUGCUAGCCUGGACUUUGAGUCGGUGCAAGGGUUGCAGGUCUUGGAACUCAGCAAUAAUGACAUUGAUUCUCUGCCCCCCAAAGUCGGCUUACUAGCUGCUGACCGCGACCCGCAGAACUGGGGUACUGGAUCGGCUCUCAGGCGCUUUGAGGUCGCUGGCAACCGAUUCAGAGUUCCUCGGUGGCAGGUCGUCGCAAAGGGGACGGAUGCCAUUUUGGAAUUCUUGCGAGGGCGCAUCCCAACCAGUGAUCUCCCAGAAUGGGAGAGGGAAGAUGAAGUCACUGAAGAGCUCUAG